Molecule: messenger RNA, 3138 nt
Organism: Meira miltonrushii
Lineage: Eukaryota; Fungi; Basidiomycota; Exobasidiomycetes; Exobasidiales; Brachybasidiaceae
Exons: 1
Coding region: 98-2638 (846 amino acids)
Molecular function (GO): metal ion binding
Source: RefSeq, a predicted model, not a curated record
UUUCAUUCUAUUCAUCUUCCAAUAUCAUCUUUUCUUUUCUCUUUUCAGCAUAUCCUUUAUGAUCUCCCUAUAGCAUCAAGAAAGAUUAACAAAAAUCAUGAAAUUCGGCAAAUCGUAUAUGGAAACUUUGGCAAGUCCCUCUUUUCCAAAAGAAUGGCGGGAAGGCGCAAUCGAAUAUAAACAAUUAAAGAAAUUGAUUAAUGGCGUAGUUGCUGAACUUGAAUCUUUAGGUUUAGGAGCAGAUGUCUUACGUGAUCUGAUUGUUCCAAAUGGUGAGCAAGAUCUCGAAAGCGAAGUCAAAAGUGGCUCGGACGAAGAUGAACCUUUGGAAAGGUUACAAGAUGAUAAUGAACAAGUAAAUAGUAGAGAUAAACCCGCAUUAAACAUUCUUGACGUUUACGAUCGGCCUUCGGAUACAUCUAUGGACAGAAACGAAAAUAAUUCUUCUAAUUCAAUCAAUCAUUAUCGACAUCUACAACGAGGAGAUUCAUCUUCACACGACAUCAGUCUCGGUAGUAGCGCGGAUGAUUGCGAUGAAUGCGCCAAAGAUUUACUCCGUCAUACUUCCAAGAAUCAACAUACAGAUUCACCUGCAGCUGAUUGGGUUGCGCAUAUUGCACAUGCUAAACAUUCGAGGGCACGUAGACGGUCAAGUCGUAGAGAAAAGUCACCUCUGAAUGAGAGGGAGGACAAAAGCAAUAAUUCGCAAUUCCUUGAUGCAAAUCCCACAAAAUUUCUUCGACCAUCGACAGCUCAAAGCGCCCCGUUAUCUACUUCUUUUGAUGGGUCUGCCAUUCAUUCAGAUACGUAUCCUGGUCAAAUAACAAGUGGAGAUGAUAGCGGUCAGCCGGCGGAUCACCGACCACCAAAUCGUAUGGGAAAAAAACAACUGGAAGAAUUACGAAGACGAUACAGCUCGGUAGAUGGCAUGCAUUCUUAUCGUGCUAGCAACGUGAGUGCAAACAGCAAAGCGAAAGAUCGUGUACACGAUUGGGGUGGUCAUGCGUGGCGAGAACGUGCAUCUUUGCCGAUCAAAGCGAAUGAUGGAAUAACUGCGCAAAAGAAGACAUCGGGAAAAGGACAUGUGAAACGAUGGGUGAUGGGCAAGGAUGGCAGAAGAGCUAGAGCAGAAUACGAAUUAGGAGGUACGAGUGAAAAGCCAGUUCCUCGGAUUCGGUUGUAUGUUGAAUCACCCAUUCAAUCUGAUGAUGAGGUUGAUGAUGGCGGUGAAGCUGAUUCGGAAGGUGAAAGUGAAGAUGACGCAAUUGAAUCAGAUAAGGAAGUAGAGAAUGAUGAUGAUAAUGCCGCAAGGUUCACGGAACUAGGUAACUCACCUCGUGGUAGUAUUGGAUCAAGUACGAUCAAACCUUUGCAAGGACAUCCAAGAUCGCCAAUCAUAAGAUCAACGAACGAAAACGGCGGAAAGAAACGGGUACGCACGCGUGAGAUCAUCAUUCCUUUAAAUGCGGACACUGAAUUCCUUGAUACAUUAACGGGAGCUUUGAGUAAUCUUUCUUCUUUGCAAGAAACACAAAGAAAAGAGUUUCAACGAAGCACGGAAGCUCUUUGUAGUGCUGUAUCCAAAGUUGCAAGUCCAUACGGAAACAAGAAUGAUUUGUAUGCAUGGCGUGAAAUUUUCUCAUUAUGGUGCGAAUUGCAAAUCUUUGAAUCCCAACGUGAAAAGGAUCGUGGAGAGUUGAGCGUUGAUGAAACGGAAGCAAGACUUAAAAAGUUUGCAGAAGAAUUGGCAAAACGUGGAUGGAAUACUGAAGCUUUUGCGAUGGAAGCAAGUCAAAAGGAAUUGAAAGGAGAUGCCUCUGUCCAAAAGAAGAAAGGCAAAUUUGCCGGCAAGUUGACAAAAUGGAAAAGUGAAAAUAACAAAACUACUGCAGGGGCAUUGCCGAUGAAGGAUGCUAAAAGUAUUGCUGCUUUGGAAGAUUUCAUUAAGCUUAAUUUGGCCCUUUUGGAUGUGAAAAAGUUCCAAAGGGUCAACAUAGAAGCGGCACGGAAAAUAUUGAAGAAGCACGAUAAACGGACAGCAUUAACGGCAAGUAGCGACUUAGGCAUUUUUGUCGAACAUGAAGAAAGGAUGAGAAAAGCUGCUGCUUCUGCUGCUGCUGGAGUGGGAAUUUCAAGUUUGGUCAAUAUACCAGAACAAAGUGUUGCUUCCAAUCAUGCCAUCAUCUCUUCUCAUGGAGCUUCUACUCAUCCAUCAUUGGCUGCUCUUUUGCCUUCUUCAACUUCAGCUCUCAUGUCAGCCUCUUUGCCGCACAUCCUCCUUUCACUCAUGACGACCGAGCUUUUACCAAUCCUUCCUAGCAUUGACGAUUACAGUUGCGCAAUCUGUACAGGUGUUGCAUGGAGACCGAUCAAAUUGGACUGUGGUCAUUUGUUCUGCAUUCGUUGUUUGGUAAAGUUGCAAAAGCAAGGAAAGAAUGAUUGUCCGAUGUGUCGUGCGCCGGGUGCGGUCGGAUCGGCAGAUGAGAGAAACAUGGAUGCGGAAAUGGUGGAUUAUUUACGUGAUUGGUUUCCAAAAGAAGUGGAUGAAAAGGAUAAAGAGAACGAAAGGGAUCGUCACAAAGAAGAGAUGUUAGAAUUGGGUCUAGCAUUAGAAAAUGAGAAAUGCAACAUCAUGUGAUAGAAUACUAUUCUUUCUUUGUUGCAUAUUAUUGUCACGUUAUUCGGAUGGACUACAAGAUUAUCCGAUCCUGCUCGAAAUGGUUGUGUUUGUAUUAAUGGAAUAUUCAUGGAUGCUCUUGAUUGGUGUGUGAUCAAAAUUACUGCGGUUAAACAACACAGGAUGUCAUCACCGAAGUCGAAUUAGCAGUGUUACUUUUCAGCACUGCCUUUCAUAAUUUAUCCUUUCGUGUUUGUUGUACCUAUUAUACGAUGGUCAAUUGCUUAUCUUCAACAUGUUCUCAAGAUGAAGUUACUCAUGGGGAUGAAUGAUGUUAUCAUUACAAGCGUUGAGCCAAUGAAAUGUUCGGGCAACGUUUGCUGCAGCUAUAACUAUUAACAAAUCGACACUGCUCUAACGCCUUUGUGAUGUAAAAAUGCUAUUCAAUGCAUUACACCGCUGUUGGAUAAAUAUAGUUACUAUGUAUGCAAGCCUCUCCUCCAGAUCUAAAUGCAAGCAAG